Lepus europaeus (European hare) is the source of this 1050-nucleotide messenger RNA. RefSeq names its product ETS variant transcription factor 3 like (gene ETV3L). NCBI's taxonomy places the organism in Eukaryota, Metazoa, Chordata, Mammalia, Lagomorpha, Leporidae. Gene Ontology annotation, molecular function: sequence-specific DNA binding; DNA-binding transcription factor activity, RNA polymerase II-specific. Gene Ontology annotation, biological process: regulation of transcription by RNA polymerase II; cell differentiation. The record is from RefSeq and is a predicted model, not a curated record. Bases 1 to 1050 code for a protein of 349 amino acids. The transcript is spliced from 5 exons. Gene Ontology annotation, cellular component: nucleus.
AUGCACUGCAGCUGUCUGGCCGAGGGCUUCCCCACCGCCUCCCCAUGCAACUACUGGGUCUCAGGCUUGGCCUUCCCGGACUGGGCCUACAAAGCCGAGUCGUCCCCCGGCUCCCGGCAGAUCCAGCUGUGGCACUUCAUCCUGGAGCUGCUACAGAAGGAGGAGUUCCGCCACGUCAUCGCCUGGCAGCAGGGAGAGUACGGGGAGUUUGUCAUCAAGGACCCAGACGAGGUGGCCCGCCUCUGGGGCCGCAGGAAAUGCAAACCACAGAUGAACUAUGACAAGCUGAGCCGAGCCCUCAGGUAUUACUACAAUAAAAGGAUCCUGCAUAAGACCAAAGGCAAGAGGUUCACGUACAAGUUCAACUUCAGCAAGCUCAUCGUGGUCAACUAUCCUCUGUGGGAAGUGCGGGCACCACCGUCCCCCCACUUGCUGCUGGGGGCCCCUGCCCUGUGUCGGCCGGCCCUGGUGCCCAUGGGUGUGCAGAGCGAGCUCCUGCACAGCAUGCUGUUCACCCAUCGGGCCGUCGUGGAGCAGCUUGGCGCACAGCAGGCCUCCCGAGGACCACCAGAGGCCUCUGGGGGCAAGAAGGGGAGCAGCUGCAGUAUCCACCGACUGGGCUCUGGCCCCUGCCGGCUGAGCCCUUGCUGCCACUUCGGGAGCCUCCAAGGCGAGCUGCCCAGUUUGGCCUCCUUCGCCCCGCCCCUGCCGCCCCCUCUGCCCUCUGACUGGCCCCGCUUCUCGGGGUCCUUCUUGCCCCCUCUGACCUCAGAGCGGCAGCUCCCUGGGGCCUCCAAGCCAGACACACUGCUCCCAGCACUUCCCUUGCUGGCCGGGCUGGGACCAGGCACAGGGGAGAGGCUUCGGCUCCUGUCCCUGAGGCCCGAGGGACCAGAGACAAAGCCUGAUCCCGUGACGCGGGUCACGGGCGGCCUGGAGGCCAGGAUGGGCUUCCCCUUGGAGACCCAUGGACUCAAAGCUGGGGAGGAAAGCUCUACGGCCCCCAGCCUGGAGACCCCCAAGGCCCUGUGGCCCUUGGAUCCUCCCUAG